Molecule: messenger RNA, 678 nt
Organism: Strongyloides ratti
Lineage: Eukaryota; Metazoa; Nematoda; Chromadorea; Rhabditida; Strongyloididae
Product: Proteinase inhibitor I2, Kunitz metazoa domain-containing protein
Exons: 2
Coding region: 1-678 (225 amino acids)
Molecular function (GO): serine-type endopeptidase inhibitor activity
Source: RefSeq, a predicted model, not a curated record
AUGUAUUUUAUUUUCAUAAUUUUUAUAAGUUUAAUAUAUAACUUGAAUGCAACAAUUUUACCUAGUAUAAAAUAUGAAUCUUGGAUGUUAGAAGAUAUGCCUGAAAGAACACGAUUUACAAGUGUUCUAGAUUGUAAAUUACCUCCAGAUGUUGGUGAACCAUGUUAUAUGAUAGAUUCAAAUAUUACCUCAAACAUAGUAUACUAUUUUGAUCCUGAAACAUUGGAAUGUUAUCCAAUGAAAUAUAAAGGAUGUAAAGGAAAUAGAAAUAUGUUUGUAGAUAAAGAACUCUGCAAAUCACAUUGCCUUAAAUCUGAUUAUGAUGGUUGUCGUGGUGGUAUUAAACCUUCUGAAAAAAUGUGUGGAUGGAAUAGUACUUGUGAUAAUGAAAACUUAAAUAAAACAGAACAUUACAUGUGUUCAAAUAAUUAUAUGCUAGUAAUUGGAAAAAAAUAUGAUCAUUGUUGUUACAAGGAGACAGAAUUAUUUUUACAGGGUAAAGAAGAUUUGGUUCGUUGUAUGGGUGGUAAUUUUACAAAAGCAACACCAGUUAUUUUAACAAAAAAAAGAUACCAUCCUGUGUGGUUAUUAGGUAGAUCAUGUAAACAUAACUUUUGCCCAUCAAAUACCAUUUGCCAACAAAAAGAUCUCUAUGCAUAUUGUUGUUACAUAAAUUAA